Dufourea novaeangliae is the source of this 1091-nucleotide messenger RNA. RefSeq names its product adhesion G protein-coupled receptor L4-like. Lineage: Eukaryota; Metazoa; Arthropoda; Insecta; Hymenoptera; Halictidae. The record is from RefSeq and is a predicted model, not a curated record. Gene Ontology annotation, cellular component: membrane. Gene Ontology annotation, molecular function: G protein-coupled receptor activity. Gene Ontology annotation, biological process: cell surface receptor signaling pathway; G protein-coupled receptor signaling pathway. The transcript has 7 exons. The coding region runs from base 1 to 978 and encodes 325 amino acids.
AUGGAGACGCUUUACACGGGAGCGAUCCACGGGUUUUCCCAAACGAACGGCGGGCUCGCUAAUGGAAUUUCAACGGGAAUCGCCAGCUCGUUCGAUCAGGACGGCGUUUUGAGUCUCAUCGUCGUCCUCGGCGGAAGCCUGUCCCUGGUAGCGCUGGUCUUCGCCUUCAUUACCUACAGCCUGUUCUCGGACUUGAGGAGCCUGGCAGGCACGACUCUUAUGAAUCUCUUGGCAGCCCUCUUCAUGGUUCAACUGCUCUUCAUCGUUGGAGUGGGUGGUGUUCAGGAUUCGGAGCUGUGCAUUUCCCUUGGGUUCAGCCUGCAGUAUCUUCGGAUGACGGUGGUUUGUUGGCUGGCCGCGAUGUGUCAUCAUCUUUACGCCACCGUUGCCUCGAUCCCGCGUCGCGACGACCCGCCAACCUACCUCAAGUACAGCGUCUUCGCCUGGGGUGCGCCCUUCCUGAAUCUCGGCGUCGCCGCGUUUCUACAGAUCACAGAAACGAACGACAUAUGGAACAUCAGGGACCUUACACCUUUCAACUGCUGGUUUCUGGGAACAAAGGCAACGAUUUACGCUUACGGUUUGCCCGUCGUUCUGCUGCUACUGUCCGCGGGCUACUAUCUAAUCAAGGCUGCGAUCGUGUCCAGGUACACGUGUAGCAUGCAGCUGGAGAUCAAGCAACGCGAGAAAAUGAAGAGGAGGAGAGCGUUGCAGCUGAUACUGUUUCUGAAAGUCAGCAUGAUAGUCGGCGUAGUGGCUGGUUGCGGGAUCGCGUCCAGGGUUUGGAAAGUUCCCUUCCUCUGGGCUAUCUUCUGUACCGGACAUUCCUUGCAGGGUCUGGCCGUAGCGUUGUCCGUCGCGUGCAACUGCAGGGUUCUAAAGGUCUACGCCAGGAAAUCUUACAGGCAACCGAAGCAGCAGAUCGCGCGAUCGAGUAGCAGCAUGCAGUUGCUCGCACCAGCACCGGACCCAGUCUAGAUCUCGAAGACGGUGCUUUGGACGAGCUCCGCCACGGAAAGAAACGAACGAAACGGCGGACAUCCGCGAGAACCACCAUAUCCAAGAAUUUCAACUAUUUUUUCAAUCGAACC